AUGCCUUCGCUGGCCUUCCUCCCCGUGGUGGCCUUGCGCCCUCCCCGUCUCAUCCGGCGCCCGCGUCGCGCCGUCGUGCGGCGCCGCCCCAUCUGCGUCGCAAAGGAGGAGCAGACCCCCCUCCCAUCCCAGCUCCCUCACAUCCCCGAAUCCUCCGAGUCGUCUGAAUCCCCCGAGCAGCGCAAGGAGCGCGCGCGAAAGGCACGCAUAGAGGCCGAGCGCCUCGAGCUGAUGGCCGCCAAGGCCCGUCUCGAGUUCGAACGCGCAGAACUCAAGGCCGAUCGCAAGCGUCUUGAGCUCGAUAAGGCCAAGAACAUGAAGGACAUGGCCGGCACCAAGGAGCACGUGGGGGAGCCAAACCCCUACGACAGGAAGAAUUCAUCGCCCCAGGUUGUCAAUGUUGUAAAGCAGGGAAAGUCCCAGGGCCUGCAGCCGCUUACCACCACCCUGUCCGAUUUGCUGGGGAGCGAGUUUCCGAGGGUCAGUGAGAGCGAUAUUAAUGUCAUUAGGGACAAGCUGUGUGGCAUUAACACCUUUUUCUGCACCGAGGUUGAUCGCUCCCCAUUUGAUGAGCGCGUCGUCUUUCGGGGUAACAUGAGGCAACCGGCGGAUAAAUUGCUUGCUACGUUGGAGGACAUGGCCAAAGAAGAGGGCAUUGCCGAGCGCAUCAGGUUGUUCCUGCUCAUCGAUCCCAAGGAUGGGCCCGACGGCGAGGACAAUCGCCCCGUGCUUGUUGCCUUGCCGGCCGCCGCCAUGCCCAACCAGACCAAUUCCUUUUCCUACGUCGUCUCCGUCCUCAUGGGCUUGGUCGCCUGCGCCACCACCUUCUCCUAUGGCAUCGGAAUCUUCGGUCUCACGCCGGAGGUCAUCACCCAGAUCGCCAAGGGCAGCCUCGACGAGGCCAUCCUGACUUUGCCCGUUUCCAUCGGCGCCAUCAUCCUCGCCUUCAUGCACGAGGCGGGGCACCGCGUCGCUGCCUCCAUGCGCGACGUCAAGAUCGGCUUGCCUUACUUUAUUCCCAGUUUGCAGAUAGGCACUUACGGCACCAUCACCCCGCUCGAAAGCUACCCCAACCUGCGGAAGGACUUGUUCGACGUCGCGGUUGCAGGACCGCUCGUGGGGUCCGUCGCCAGUAUCUCCGCUCUGAUCGCGGGACUGUUGAUUACGAGCAGCGGGCAGAUCGCCGACUGGUUUCCGCAAGUGCCGUCUGCGCUCUUCCACGCCUCCAUUUUGGUCGGCUCGCUCGCGGAUAUCAUCUUGCCAGCGGGUUUGAGAGAACAGGCCACCAUCGCUGUACAUCCGCUAGCAGUCGUGGGGUACACGGGCUUGUUGGCCAAUGCGUUAAACUUGAUGCCGAUCGGCCGGUUGGACGGGGGCCGGAUCAUGCAGGCUUUGUACGGGCGGGCGGUCGCGAGCCGUGCCACGGCGAUUACUUUGUUGCUGCAAGGCUUCUCAUCUCUACUGGGCAACUCGCCGCUGCUUUUGUUUUGGGGGCUCGUCGCCGUGUUCUUGCAGCGCGAAAGUGAUUACCCGUGCAGGAACGAAGUGCUUGAGCCUGAUGGCACGCGCACGGCUAUCGGGGUAGGGGCCAUUUGCUUGAUGCUGCUCGUUUUGAUCCCAUUUCCAGACCAGCUUGCUGAUAUUCUUGGUCGGCUCUAA
Messenger RNA from Chondrus crispus (carragheen), 1659 nucleotides. RefSeq lists its product as hypothetical. Lineage: Eukaryota; Rhodophyta; Florideophyceae; Gigartinales; Gigartinaceae. The transcript has a single exon. Gene Ontology annotation, biological process: proteolysis. Bases 1 to 1659 code for a protein of 552 amino acids. The record is from RefSeq and is a predicted model, not a curated record.